AUGGACAGAUCAUGGAUUCGGGUGAUAUUGUGGAGUCAGUUCAAAGCAGGUCGCAGCGCAAAUUCCGCAACUCAUUUCAUCAAUGAAGCGCAUGGAGAAGGUACUGUGAGCUAUGCGACAACAAAACGUUGGUUUAUAAAGUUCCGUUCCGGAGAUGAAACGCUUCAAAGUGAAAAGAGUUCAGGGAGGCCUAAAGCAAUAAACGAAGAUGAACUGAAGCAGCGGAUCGCAAUUGAUCCCCGAAUCACAGUCAGAAAGUUAGCAAAAGACCUAGAAUGUUCAAGUGGGUCAGUUGCCAAGCAUUUGAAGUCGAUGGGAUAUGUGAAAAAAGGUGAAAAGUGGGUGCAAGCAACCUGA
This is a messenger RNA of Bursaphelenchus okinawaensis, 357 nucleotides long. NCBI's taxonomy places the organism in Eukaryota, Metazoa, Nematoda, Chromadorea, Rhabditida, Aphelenchoididae. The record is from the annotation of a GenBank genome assembly.